Messenger RNA from Perca fluviatilis (European perch), 1501 nucleotides. RefSeq lists its product as uncharacterized. The record is from RefSeq and is a predicted model, not a curated record. The coding region runs from base 75 to 803 and encodes 242 amino acids. Lineage: Eukaryota; Metazoa; Chordata; Actinopteri; Perciformes; Percidae. The transcript is spliced from 5 exons.
CUGGUUUUAGUUAUUUUCCCGGAAACCUUACCACGACGUAGUGGACGAAAACAAGUUUUAAUCAUCUUUUAAUAAUGACCGUGACACAGCUGGUAGCUCUACUGAUUAUCUUACCGAUCGCUGCGGGAGAGCAUCGUCUCACCUGUCCUCAGACCAAAGAGGCAGCAGAAAGUCAUGAUGUCAUUAUACGGUGUGGUCUGGACCCCCCCGUCGACUUGUCUGACUACACGCUGGAUGUGGCGAGAGAUGACCUUGAUAUCAAUGAUAAUGAUGUCUACUCUUAUCGAAAUGGAAAGGACCAACCAGAUGAUCAGAUGGCUCGAUACAGAGGCAGAACAACUCUCAACCAUGAAGACCUGAUCAGAGGCAUCGUGAAGCUGAAGAUCUCCUCAGUAACUCUGUCUGAUAGUGGUCCAUAUAAAGUCUUUCUCAUAAAGCUGGGAGCCCAUUCUGUUAUUAACAUCACUGUUGUUUCCAAAGACCAAGCGAACAGGACAAAAGGAAUUGAUUCCCCCACAUCUGGACCUCCAGUGGGAGAAGAGACAGAGUCAGACCAUCGGGACUCUGCAAAGGAGGAAUCUGUCUGGAAAAUAGUGCUGGGCUGUGUCUGUGGUGUUGCUGCUGCUGUUGUUGUUCUUCUUCUCCUGGUCAAACGUGGAGUCAUCCGGAUCUGUAAGAAGACGACAGAAGCCGCGACGAGGCCAAACAACUUUAUAGUGAGAUACCUGAGCACCCCGACAACCGAGGAUAACGUAGACCCACACAGCGCUGCAGAACACGGUCUGAGAGAGUUGGUGGUCUGAGAGAGUUGGUGGUCUGAGAGAGUUGGUGGUCUGAGAGAGUUGGUGGUCCGAGACGAUACCCAGUCAUCCCCUCAACCAUAAAAACAUCCAAACUGCACCAGCUUAAGGAAAGCUUUUUACUCAACAACAGCAAAGUCAAUCUAAUUACAAAGUAAAAUAUCACGAGUAACACAUUUUACAAUCAGACAGACACACACACACACACACACACACACACACACACACACACAUAUAUACAUACUUUAUUGGUCAUCCAGAAAAGUGCGACACCUUCUGUCCUUUUGGCCUUUGAUUCAGAUUAGAAAAAAACUCCAAAAGAAACGGUAGAAACCUGAGGAAGAGACACUGAGGAGGGAUUCUACUCUCUGGGUGGAUGGAUGUCAUGUGUACAGAAUGACCAAAGAAAUUAACCGUUAAGGUCUUUAUAGACAAACGGGAGAAGCUUAAAAUCAAAUCUGAACUGUAACCAUGGUAAUGAUCAUCUCAUCUGACUCUCAUCUGAGCAAAUAAGCUUAUUUCCUAAAUGUCUACUUCUUUUUAAAUGACUUUAUGUGCUCACAGGGAAAAACGGAAUCACUUUCUAGAGCAGGGGUUUUCAAACUUUUUGUGUGUGUGGACUAGAGCUGGGCGAGAAAAUCUAAUAUCACGAUAUUUUUGACCAAAUACCUUGAUAUCGAUACCGCAACGAUGUAGUGUUG